This is a messenger RNA of Adelges cooleyi (spruce gall adelgid), 1241 nucleotides long. RefSeq lists its product as uncharacterized. The coding region runs from base 313 to 951 and encodes 212 amino acids. Lineage: Eukaryota; Metazoa; Arthropoda; Insecta; Hemiptera; Adelgidae. The transcript is spliced from 12 exons. The record is from RefSeq and is a predicted model, not a curated record.
UCGACGGAAAAGACCAUCCACAAAUCUAUUUAAAACAGUUUCAACCGUGUGACAAGCUGGUCGAAUACCAAUUUUGCUUAUAAGUUGCAUUGUUUCAAAAAUUUAGUUGGGUAACACUAAACUACUUCUAAGAUUGGGUUUUAUUUACUAAAAAUCGUACACAUAAUUAUUUUUCCAUGUUGUCUUGUUGGAACUAUUUUUAAAAGAGUCUACAUUUUAAGACAGCCCUUUUGUUUUGGAACAAAAAAGUGGAAUAUUUUUAAUUUCUAUUCUUUAUAAAAUACUAUCAACACAGUGGUUUUAAAGAUAAAAAUGAAUUUGUUAUGUGUUUUAAUAUCGUUUGCCUUAGUAAAGGCUUUUGUGGCUGUAUUAGAUAUACGUGAUAAGCAGGUCAUCAUAACUAACAGACAUAUCGAGCUUGCAAUAGAUUUCAUGCCGAAAAUAAUUAAGAGAAUUGUCCUUGGACCAUCUUCGAUGAAGGAAAUGGCUUUCAUGUUGGCAGUACCAGAAUAUACAGACGACGAUAACAAAAGCCGAAUGGUACUGUAUCAGAUUCAAAUGCAAACAGAAAUAAUGAUGUCAACAAAUAUUCAUAUCCAGAUACCUGAGAUAAUCCAAGACAAUUUUGAUGGGAACAUUGAUCUGUCAGUUUAUGGAAAUAAGAGAAGAAUUAUAACUAGAGAAGCUACAAAAACAUUAAUCCGCGGUGCCACACGUGAUAACGAUCGAGACUUCGAAGAUUUUUUCGCCAUGUGCCGUUUAAUUGGCUUGUUCAGAAGUAUAAAAUAUCCAGAACUAUACAUGAUUAAAGCUGAGACCGACAAGACGGAAACUUGUAUUCUAACAGAUAGAAACGGGAAAAUUAUCAGAUACAGAUCCUGUACAGAUGACCGUAUUUGGGAAUUAAAACCUAAUGAUGACCUAAUUCAGCCACUUUCUGAUCAGUUAUAAUUAUUUGGACCAGGAUUCACAUUUCACAUGAGCAACUCAGUUAAUAAUAGAUGCUAUAUUAUUUUUUUAUUGACUAUUGUCGCUAAAUUUAAAUUAUUUAAUAGUUUCAAUCAUAGCUGUAAACAUGUUUCUUGCUAAUGUAUUGUAUUUAUAUUGUUAGCUAUUACUCUUUCGCAUAUUUUCUGUAGAACCACAUUAGAGUCUUAAAAAAGCGCUAAUCACUAGUCAAGAAAAUGAUUUUCCAUAAUACAUUUCACAUCAUAUAAAUUAUAAUUAACUACAUUUGGAAA